AUGACAGUUACAAAACAAAACAUCAACAACAAUAACAGCAACAGCAGUGGCAUAGGUAUGGGUAUGCUUCUGGUGUUGUUCUCCCAAGACAACAAAUCCAACAUCACCGACAAACCCAAACUCACUCUGCUUUCCCCUUCCAAAACCCUCUUAUCAAAAGCACAAUCAACCAUCUCCAUCUGCCUUCUGCUUUUCUUCACCACGCUCCUCCUCUUCACUCUCUCCACCUUCCCUAACACUUCCCUCACCACAAAACCCACUUCACACACCCUUUCACACACCCUUCACACACCCUUCGCGCUCCAACGCAUGGGCACGCUCCACCGCAGAGGCACCAAAUCCAUGUCCGACCUUCUCAUCUCCCACGUCCCCGACGACACUCCACUCGACGACUUCCGCCUCUUCCUCCGCCUCCUCCACCGCUCCUACCUCACUGCCUCUUCCGACGUCGUUUUCCUCUUCCCCUCCCCUUCCUCCUCCUCCAAAUUCACCCCCAUUAUCUCCCAAGAGAACCACGCCUUCUCCACUCUGCUCCAUCUCCACGCGCGCCUCAACUCCACGCGCUUGCGCCAACACCCCAAGUCCUCAUUCCAUCCCAAUCGCUUCAGACAGCAUCAGCAGCAGCAAAAGGAACCUCUUUGGGGUCCCAAGACAAAAACCAACUUAACCGCUUCCUCGCUCGGUUACGGAUCGGUUCUCAGUUUCCACGCCUCCGAGCUUGACCCGGAGAACUCGCUCGCCGGCUUCCUCGACCGCGUCCCUCUCUCUCUCCGCCGCUGGGCCUGCUACCCCAUGCUCCUCGGCCGCGUCAGACGCACCUUCAAACACGUCAUCCUCGCCGACGUCAAAACCCUCUUGAUUCUCAAAGACCCACUCGCCCGACUCAAAACUCCCGGCCCCGACUCGGUCCUUGUGUUCUCCAAACAAGAAAAACACGGCAAGAAAACGCAGCGUGUUGUUUUGUCCUCCAUUAUAAUAGGCGGCGCUCGCGGCGUGCGGCGGCUCUCCGGCGCCAUGGCUGUGGAGAUAGUCCGCGCUGCCACGCAGCACAGGAAGAGGAAAAACCCCGUGACCGAGUACGCCAUACUGAGUCAACUCGUCGGCGGGAGCGGGUUCGUUUUGAAGAAUAGGAAUGUUGAUUUGGUGGCUUCGUCGGAGUCCAUACCCGAGGCCGGUGGGUCUUCCCCGACGUCGUUUUGGGAGUUCGCGAUGGUCCAACGCGGUGUGAGUAAUCACGAUCUUAAUUAUGUCAUCAGAAGGCAAAUGUGUUCGUCUGUGUUGGAUUCUUCUGUCUAUAGAGAUUGUUAA
Messenger RNA from Vigna radiata var. radiata (mung bean), 1308 nucleotides. RefSeq lists its product as uncharacterized. Lineage: Eukaryota; Viridiplantae; Streptophyta; Magnoliopsida; Fabales; Fabaceae. Bases 1 to 1308 code for a protein of 435 amino acids. The transcript has a single exon. The record is from RefSeq and is a predicted model, not a curated record.